GAGCCCCGCAGGAGAGCGGCCGAGGAACCCGUCCCCCCCGUCGCCACACCUCCCGGUUCAUUGCGGCUGAGACCAUGAGCCAGGCAGCGUGGGGAUAUUCCAAGGAAAACGGACCUGAGCACUGGCAUAAAAAUUACCCAUUUGCCAAAGGGAAUAACCAGUCACCUGUUGCGAUUCUUUCUAAAGAUGUACACAAAGAUCCUGUUCUACUGCCCUGGUUUACUGGUUAUGAUCCCGGUGCAGCUAAGUCCCUGAAGAACACUGGGAAAACAUGCCGGAUUGCCUUUGAUGAUAAAUUUGAUCGCUCUGUACUGAGGGGAGGACCACUUCCGGGGGUUUACAGGCUGCGCCAGCUACUCAUCCACUGGGGUUCAACAGACGAUAAAGGCUCAGAGCAUGUUGUGGAUGCCACAAGGUAUGCAGGAGAGAUUCACAUGGUGCACUGGUACUCCAAGUAUAGUAAUUAUGCUGAUGCUCUGAGAAAGCCUGAUGGUGCGGCUAUUAUUGCCAUCCUUUUGCAAAUAGGGAAAACUCCCAAGCCAGAGUUGAAAAGAAUUCUUGAAGAAAUCGAUGCUAUUAAGACAAAGGGAAAAGAAGUUCCUUUUCCAAACUUUGAUCCAUCCAUUCUUUUCCCUCAAAAUCGGAGUUAUUUUACCUACCAAGGCUCAUUCACUACACCUCCCUGUGAAGAGUGUGUUACCUGGAUUCUUCUGAAAGAGCCUAUAACUGUCAGUUCGGACCAGAUGUUAAAAUUGCGUAGCCUUUCUAGCAAUUCUGCAGAGGACCCCCACUGCCCUUUGGUGGACAACUGGCGGCCUCUUCAGCCUCUCAAUAACAGGAUGAUCCGAUCUCCAUGCCAAUAGAAUUUGAUGUCAAUCAUCUUCAUCUUGGAAGACCCAAGACCACAUUCGAGUCACAUACCAACUGAUGUUCUUCCUCUGGAUCUGUGCAGUUGAACCAUAAAUACUAAGCAAUUAAAUGGAUCAAGGUUACUAAAUGAAUCUAACCUGUCGAGGACAAAAACAUAUACGUAACUUUGCAAAAAUUCUAACCUCUGUAUUAAAAUGUUAGAUCUCUUUAUGUAAUCUUUGUUAAUGCAAGUAUUUUCAAAAAUAAUUAUAUGAUGCAAGAUGAUGACAACAACAACAUGUAGGUCUUCAAGGAUCUCUCUCUCUCUCUCUCAUUCUUCUGCCUCUCCCUACUUGCCCUCCCUUCCUCUCUCUCUCUCUCUCUCUCUCACACACACACACACACACAGAGCCAAACUGAUUUCUGCUAUCUUUUAUACCCCAUUAAUGAGGGAUGCUAG
Molecule: messenger RNA, 1309 nt
Organism: Varanus komodoensis (Komodo dragon)
Lineage: Eukaryota; Metazoa; Chordata; Lepidosauria; Squamata; Varanidae
Product: carbonic anhydrase 3-like
Exons: 7
Coding region: 75-863 (262 amino acids)
Cellular component (GO): cytoplasm
Molecular function (GO): carbonate dehydratase activity; zinc ion binding
Source: RefSeq, a predicted model, not a curated record